UCAAAGACAUGAUGUCAUCAUCUAUUCUUACCAUCAGCUAGCUCAACCACCACAAAGAUGCCCUUCUAGCGGUCAGCAGCCAGCAAUCUUUCAUACCUUAUUCUUUUCCAAACGCUUUUCAUAUAUAAGUGGGCUGAAAUCAUCUUCUGCGCAAAUGGCAAAGUCAUGUACGCUCUGUUCUACACCGCGCCCAGUGCUAGUCCGGUGCCAAAUCGACUCGACGGAGAAAUGGCAUUUCGUAUGCCCCGGAGCAUGCUGGAGGGCGGUCUCUGGGGGUGUGGAAGACGCAAAAGGUCUCAAGGAAGAGUUUCCGUAUUACCGUUAUGGUGGCAUGUGGAAGGACAGGAGCGCAGAUGGGCCGGUAAGCGCGAAGAAGCCGAAGAAAGUCAAGGAAAGACAGAGAGAGGAGAUGAAGGCUAUAGGAAGAAAUGGUGGUGGUGCAGAGGGUGAGAAGGUUGAUGCUGAGGUGAGUGAGGAUGGUACUGCAUUGGCCUAGAGUAAGCGAAGACAGGUUGGAUUGGCAUUGUCAGUGAUGCCAUUUUCUAUCCUCUAUUGGCGAAAUGCUCGGGCAUGUAGCUGGUCAUAUCAAAGUUCGGCGAUGGUCGGAUGAGGUGGGAAUAGGUGAAGUAGCAAAGCCAAAGGGGCAUGGUGCCGACUAGCUGGCGUGACGCACGACUGCAGGUGCAGCUGGCGCAAGAGGUGGAGAAAAGGCAGUUGGUGGU
Messenger RNA from Bipolaris maydis ATCC 48331, 722 nucleotides. RefSeq lists its product as uncharacterized. The record is from RefSeq and is a predicted model, not a curated record. Lineage: Eukaryota; Fungi; Ascomycota; Dothideomycetes; Pleosporales; Pleosporaceae.